CGUUAAUUCAACUUCAGCCUUUUGUUUUUAAAAGGAUUGGUGGUACGAGUAUCCUAUUUUUCAAUUUCAAUUGGGGCUAUGGAAAAUCAAGUUGACGAUAUAUGGACGAGAUCAGCUAGAGAUGCAAGCGAAAUGAGAAAAUGAAUACUCCAACAAAAAAAAGAAGAUAGAAAAGAGCAGGGUCUUCUUCUUCUUCAUCUUCAUCUGCAAACAUGAAAAACCAGCUGGGGAAAAUGGGAUUCCAUUAUCUGCACAAAUUGAAUGCCGAAAACAUCCCAAAGGACUUGAUUGAGAAGGGGCAAAAGCGUGUCAUUGAAGCAUCUCUGACCCUUAUCCGAGAGAGGGCUAAGCUGAAGGGAGAACUUCUCCGUGCUCUAGGGGGUGUAGUAGCAUCGCCAACCCUUCUUGGGGUUCCUCUAGGGCAUAACUCCUCAUUCCUCCAAGGGCCUGCAUUUGCUCCUCCCCGCAUUCGUGAAGCUAUAUGGUGUGGCAGCACAAACUCUACAACUGAAGAAGGCAAACAGGUGUGUGAUCCUCGUGUCUUGAGUGAUGCUGGUGAUGUACCGGUACAAGAGUUAAGAGACUGUGGGGUUGAUGAUGAUGGACUAAUGGAUAUUGUUAGUAAAUCUGUCAAGCUAGUGAUGGAAGAAGUACCAUUGCGUCCAUUAAUCUUGGGGGGCGAUCACUCAAUUUCAUAUCCUGUUGUGAGAGCUGUGUCAGAGAAACUUGGAGGACAAGUGGAUAUCCUUCACCUUGAUGCUCAUCCUGAUAACUACGGUGCCUUUGAAGGAAACAAAUACUCACAUGCCUCUGGUUUUGCUAGAAUAAUGGAAGGCGGUUAUGCCAGGCGGCUCUUGCAAGUUGGGAUUAGAUCAAUCACAAAAGAAGGCCGCGAGCAAGCAAAAAGAUUUGGUACCGAGCUGUAUGAAAUGAGAACUUUUUCUAGAGAUCGCCAGUAUCUGGAAAAUCUGAAACUAGGUGAGGGGGUGAAGGGCGUGUACGUGUCUGUGGAUAUAGACUGUCUUGACCCUGCAUUUGCCCCAGGUGUAUCCCACAUAGAGCCCGGAGGUCUAUCUUUCAGAGACGUCCUCAACAUUCUCCACAACCUUCAAGGGGACAUUGUGGCUGCUGAUGUGGUCGAAUUCAAUCCGCAGCGUGACACCGUUGAUGGGAUGACUGGUAUGGUUGCUGCAAAGAUUGUGAGAGAAUUGGCUGCUAAGAUAUCAAAGUGAAAAAAAGUAACAAUCUAUACCCUUUGCUACUUCCUAUUACUGAAUUUAUGAAGUUUUAGUCAGACAAUGGCCCUUUUUUUCUUCUUCAAAUAAGCACAUCUCUGUUUCAACAUUCGUGUAACCCUUGAUAUUGUGCAAUUUGGGCGUAUUUGAUGAAUAAUAAAAUGUCUUAGCUCUA
Molecule: messenger RNA, 1410 nt
Organism: Cuscuta campestris
Lineage: Eukaryota; Viridiplantae; Streptophyta; Magnoliopsida; Solanales; Convolvulaceae
Source: the annotation of a GenBank genome assembly